AUGGAGGGACUCAAACCACCAAGUACCAAGCAGGACAAGAAUGAAGAGGCACUGACCAAGUAUGCCGCUUUUCUAUGUGGUCUCAUGCUUUUAGUUAUCGUCUUUCGCUGGCUGCGCAAUAUUCACAUUACAUCUCCACAUCCGAAAACAUCAGCGUCAUUACCGAUUUACGGGCGUGAGGUCUGUUUCCUGGUGUUCCAAACUCUCGAAAGACGUCUACCGGCGUCGUGGUUCGGCCGACCUUCCUUGGGGUUCAGCUUGGUGAUCAGCGUCUACCUUAUUGGCAAUGUCGCUUUCUGCUCAAAUAUGCUUGCGAUGCCCCAGCUAUUGAAUCAUUGGGCCUCUCGAUUUGGAUGGAUGUGCGCUGGUAACAUGGCGCUAUGUGUCUUUUUUGGCCUAAAGAACACGCCUUUGGCCCUCUUUGCCUCGGUUUCGCACAGCCAACUGAAUAUCCUACAUCGCGUUGUGGGCUAUACCACUGUAUUCCUUCUCGCACUCCACGCUCUUGUCUACACCAUACAUUUUGGUCGUCAAGGUCGUUUGGUACAGUUGUUGACGAAGGAGGAUAUCGAGGGCAUGGGAGCCGGCAUUGCCAUGCUUGUACUACUAAUGGGGGUGUUUAGACACAAGCAUUACGAACUAUUCUAUGCCAGCCACGCUAUCGGCUUCGUGGCGGUCGUUCUCUUGACAGCCUUGCAUAGGCCAAAUUGGGCCAAGAAGAUCCCAACGGUGAUGCUCAUCAUAUUCAGCUUGUGGACAGUGGACCGACUCAUACGGCUGAGCAAGUUGUUUCGUAACCUGGUCAACAAUUCGGCGACAGUUUAUCCUCUUCCAUAUAAUGGAACACGAAUAGUGCUCAAGAAGCCUGGAAUGGAAAACGGCUUACCUGGAUCGCACUGCUUUUUGUGGAUUCCGGGACUUCGAUUGUUUGAGACUCAUCCAUUUACUAUCGUCAGUAGCGACUCUUCUGGUCUAGAGCUUGUCAUGAAAUCGCAUAAGGGCUUUACCAAAGCUAUCGGCAGCUUCGCAAGCCAGAAUCCCAGGACUUCUCUGUGGGCAUCCAUUGAUGGGCCAUAUGGCUCACUACCAGACGUGAACAACUACGAUAAACUGAUCCUCAUCGCUGGUGGCAGUGGAGCUGCCUUUACCUUUGGCGUCAUUAACCGUAUCAUGAUGCGUCGUGAAAAGCUUGCGAUCCAGUCUAUCGAGUUCGUAUGGGCAGUGAGGCGUAUAGAGCAGCUGAGCUGGUUUCGCCGACAUUUGCGUAAUAUUUCGGAGUCGGCGUACCCAAUAAGCCUCAAGGUCUACGUGACGGGCGAACGGUCUGCAUGUAGCUCAGUGUAUGACGACACCGACACUCAAGCAUCUCCAUGCGGAGCAGAAAUGGAGGUUCUUCUAAGAGAGGAUACGUUUCACUAUGAAACUCUCUCUAAUAUGGGUAAUUUAUACGGGCUAACUGAUCACCCAACCGGCGAUGAGCCGAAAUGCAACCCGUUGUUUGAGAAGCUAGACGUUGAUAGAACAGUUGGUAAUGGCGCGAGAGCACCUGGAAGUCAUCAGCGAGUUCUCGUCUUAUCUUGCGGGCCGAAAUCCCUUAUGGAUGCCGUGCAAGAUUCAGCAAGUAAAUGGCAGGAAAAGCGAGAUAUUAGAAUAGAUGUCCACUGUGAGAACUUUGGCGGUUGA
Molecule: messenger RNA, 1683 nt
Organism: Fusarium proliferatum ET1
Lineage: Eukaryota; Fungi; Ascomycota; Sordariomycetes; Hypocreales; Nectriaceae
Exons: 4
Coding region: 1-1683 (560 amino acids)
Biological process (GO): iron ion transport; intracellular iron ion homeostasis; copper ion import
Cellular component (GO): plasma membrane
Molecular function (GO): ferric-chelate reductase activity
Source: RefSeq, a predicted model, not a curated record